Molecule: messenger RNA, 3401 nt
Organism: Salvelinus fontinalis (brook trout)
Lineage: Eukaryota; Metazoa; Chordata; Actinopteri; Salmoniformes; Salmonidae
Product: CMP-N-acetylneuraminate-beta-galactosamide-alpha-2,3-sialyltransferase 1-like
Exons: 6
Coding region: 79-1056 (325 amino acids)
Molecular function (GO): beta-galactoside (CMP) alpha-2,3-sialyltransferase activity
Source: RefSeq, a predicted model, not a curated record
CCAGCAUUAUUAGGGACGUUGUCACAUAUUCAUUAUUGAUCUCUUCACAAGUGGUGAGGAUUCUAUACCACCUACGAAAUGAGUAUCUUCAGGAUUAGAAAAUGCCUUCUUACCAAGGUUCUACUCUGCAUCACUACUAUCAUUGUGUUUUAUUCUGGACAGCAAUCCUCCAAUUCAUUUGUUGAUUUUGUAAAAAAUGCCCUUCUGCCGCUGGACCGUAUCUUCUCUCCACCGCCAGACGACGACCCAUGGUUUCAGAAGCGCUUCAUCAGAUCUAUCAAACCAUUUCUGACGAGAGAGAACAAGGAACUCCCCGAUGAUACCAGAACGUGGUGGCGGGAAAUCCAGAAUGACAAUAGCACAGGCAAAUUCAGCGAGGUGGUGGAGAAGUUGUUCCAGGUCAUCCCUGAUCCUGACCUCCACAUGGACGCGGGCCAUGAGCGCCAUGGAAGCUGUGCUGUGGUGGGGAACUCGGGGAACCUCAAGGGUUCCCACUUGGGAGCCCUCAUAGACUCCAGUGACGUCGUCAUAAGAAUGAACAAGGCUCCUACCUCUGGCUAUGAGGGGGAUGUUGGGAAACGGACCACGUAUCACGUCAUGUACCCAGAGAGUGCAAUAGACCUGGACAAUGCCACUAGGUUCCUGUUGAUCCCUUUCAAGACUCUGGACCUUCAGUGGCUACCAGGCGCCAUGACCACUGGGUCUCACAUCACUUUGUCAUAUUUACCACUUAGAAAGAAGAUAAAGGCCAACAAAGAUUUGGUAUUGGUUCUGAAUCCUGUGUUUAUGAAAUAUGUUCAUGAAACCUGGCUUGACUAUCAGGGCAAAUACCCCUCCACUGGAUUCAUGGCUUUGAUAUUAUCCCUACACAUCUGUGACAAGGUGAAGGUGUAUGGAUUUGGGAAAGACAAAGAUGGGAACUGGCACCACUACUGGGAAACCCUAGUCGAUAAAAAUCUCCAAACUGGAAUACACGAUGGAAACUAUGAGUACAACGUCACCAUGAGGCUCUCGGAAAUGCACAAACUACAGUUAUUUAAGGGAUUUCGCUUAUAAUUCAUAAAGACAAUUUCCCUUACAGCUGUAUAUACACUAUAAAAAGCUUUUUAUUAAAGCGGAUUAAUCAAAUAGGUUUUAGCCUAUUGUCUACAUUGCACAGCAUUUACGUGCUCAAAUACCUUAUUCUUUUAUCUGCACUACCGUUUUUGGUUUUGUGUGAACUUGAACAAUGUGGGGCCAUACUUAUGAACUUUGGCUUAGACCAUGGUUUAACCAUUGGUCUAAAAUGGCUAGCUUGUCUCAUAGGCCAACCUGGCCAAAUUAGCCACGAUGCUGUGGACGGCCAGCAGAUAAUGAUAUGCAGUAACAAAUUCCGUCUCGGCCAGUUUAAAAUUGGCAUGACCCAAUGCGUUUUUUCGCUAAUGCAUCCUUAACAGAAGUCCACUGGCACGUUCUUCUACUCAAAUUAACUGCAUCACAUGCAAAAAUCUGUCUGGAUGAUUACCUCAGUGUAAGACUCCUAGUUCCUGACAAUAUUCACCACCUGUGACGUAAGUAUGAAUCUCCCGUGUUAUAAUUUUUCUGUUUCAACCUGUGAACUUGUUAAGCAAACUACAGCCGUCAACUUAAAAAUGAAGCCUAAGAAUGAAUUUCAUAAAGCGCUAGGCCUACGACUUCAGCCUUCACCAACACUGCUACUAGGGCCUAAUAAUAUCUCAGCCUCAUGAGGCUGCAUGGAUGUGUACUCUAGACUACAUGUAAGUUAGGGCUACAAUGUUUUUAUAAUCAUUAUCUAGCCUACCUUGUUUAACAGUGUAAAUUGACUGGUCUGGCUAGGUUCACCAAGUGUCCAGUAAAGGGCGAAGCUACUCCAGAAAUCCGCUGAGGUGAAGCCUCAUGGCUUCACUACUUAUGAAGCCCAUUCAGUAAGCGACUGACUGCUCUCCUAUUCUCUAACACAUGCUAUUGACUGACUGCUCUCCUAUUCUGUAACACAUGCUACUGACUGACUGCUCUCCUAUUCUGUAACACAUGCUAUUGACUGACUGCUCUCCUAUUCUGUAACACAUGCUAUUGACUGACUGCUCUCCUAUUCUGUAACACAUGCUAUUGACUGACUGCUCUCCUGUUCUGUAACACAUGCUAUUGACUGACUGGCUUAGCCUAUAUAGACAUUCAGAUCGACAAUAGAGCCAUCUUCAUUGUCAUGGACGUGUUAUUUGCUGGGCUAGCGUAUAUCAACACGAUAGCCUAUUGCCGGUUUAAAUAGCUAUUGAAAGCAAAAUGAUGUCAAAUGGUGUUGAUAUAGGCAAGCCUAGCCUACUAUAGGUUGAAUGUUACACGUAUUCACCCCAGAUAGUGUCCCCCUAGAUAUAACCUAUUGCAAAUGGGACUUUAGUUCAGCCUACACUUCAAAUAUUUAUUAGGCCUACACUAAUUCUGGUUGUAUUGUGAAUCGAAGAGCAGGUAACACGAAGUAAAUAAACAUUAAAGGAGCUUGGAGUCACUCCGACUGAAAGGCUUUAGGGUUAGGCCAAAAAAUAUUACAUAUAUUAGUCACUACAAUGAAUAUUGGUGAAAUUACAUGUGUACACUUAAUUGUAUAAGGUUUUUAUAUGCAUUUUGAUCAUCGCCUACUUUUGUUCUAUUUCCCUCGAGGGCCGGCAGUGGAGGGUUCUCUCCUUAAAAACCAUCUGCCCCAAAUGGGAUUCAAACUCACAGCCACAAUUUAUUUUCUUUUUUUACCUUUAUUUAACUAGGCAAUUCAGUUAAGAACAAAUUCUUAUUGUCAAUGACGGCCUAGGAACAGUGGGUUAACUGCCUUGUUCAGGGGCAGAACGACAGAUGUUUACCUUGUCAGCUCAGGGAUUCGAUCUUGCAACCUUUAGGUUUAUUUAGAAUUUAAGUUACAUUGUAUCACAGACCUGUAGCCUACUGUCCACCACAGAUUGUUUGUGGACUGAUUUGCGGAGUACGCGCACAGGUCACGUCAACAUGGGUAUCUAAUAGGUACGUAUUCUCAGGGAUUUCUAUGUUGAUGGGUGUUUUCAAAUGUUUUUGUGUGAAAUGUUUUAUGCUAAACUUCUGAUAUGUUGAAAUAUAUUAAGCAUUGGCUGUUAUGAUAACUAUGAAAAAAUAUUGUUUGUGAAGGGAAGUAUUCAUUUUAAAGAUGCACUCUCAAAUGUUUGUUUAAUUUCAGAUAGUUUUGAGAGGUGCUCAUGAGCUAAAAGGGGUCCCCAUUUAUUUUAUUUUUUUGUGUGUACUACGUCAUUAAUUUAGUUAUUUUAUUUUUUACAAAAUGUGUGAUAUCAUACAUCUUCAUUCUGCAACUUGACUAAGUCAGUGUUUACUGUGUUUUUGAUUAUGUAUAAAAAAUAAACUGAAAUAUCACAUUUACAUAA